AUGGCGGUUUCCAAAAUUUUCACAAUCCUAAUCUCUGCAUUGCUGCUAGCCUCCGCCGCAGCGCAAUCGCCUUCCGGCGCUCCGUCGCCGUCUCCAGCUGUGAAACCACCGGCGCCUUCUCCUCUGGCGCAGCCGCCGAUUCACGCGAGCCCUAGCCCCGCCCCUACCGCGUUCAACGCUCCUGCGCCGUCGAUCUCGGCGCCUGCUCCUUCUCCUUCCGGUGUAUUCUCGCCGCCGCCGACUACCUCACCCUCGCCGUCCGUCUCUGCGCCUCCGACAGCCGCUGAUGCUCCAUCAAACGGCGCCGUAUUCAAUGGAGCGGGAUUUGCAGCUGCUGCAGUUGGAUUCUUCGCUGUGGUUUUGGCUGCUUGA
Salvia splendens (bonfire salvia) is the source of this 372-nucleotide messenger RNA. Its product is annotated as alpha carbonic anhydrase 8-like. Bases 1 to 372 code for a protein of 123 amino acids. The record is from RefSeq and is a predicted model, not a curated record. The transcript has a single exon. NCBI's taxonomy places the organism in Eukaryota, Viridiplantae, Streptophyta, Magnoliopsida, Lamiales, Lamiaceae.